CUCAUUUUUCCUUUAAUUGCUAAUUGUAUGUCUUGUUUUGGGUGUCUAAGGGAUCUAGUGAAGGGAGCAUCGGGAGUUGUCUCCAGAUACGAAAGAUGGAGCCAAAAAGCUCCUCACGUUGUUGGCGAAUCAUGACUGGUCUUUACUACUUCUUGUCACCAUUAUCCGGUGAUCUAGGAGGUGGUUAUAUUCAAGAAAACUGUUUUUGUCGGACCAACCGUUUGAUACCUACCGUUGGUCCGUUUCAUGCGGCUGCGUCCUUUCUUCUUUCCAACCAUCUCAAUGUUGAUCUCGUCACUGAACUGUGGUCAAUAUACACAUAUGUACAUGAUCAAUCUCGUAUAUGGCAUCUUAUAUCGUGUCAUCGCUGAGAGCCUUUUCUUGUGCAAAUAGGACUACUGUUAUCCAUAGCCAGAGACACA
Aspergillus caelatus is the source of this 422-nucleotide messenger RNA. RefSeq lists its product as uncharacterized. The record is from RefSeq and is a predicted model, not a curated record. The transcript has a single exon. The coding region runs from base 96 to 371 and encodes 91 amino acids. Lineage: Eukaryota; Fungi; Ascomycota; Eurotiomycetes; Eurotiales; Aspergillaceae.